UUUAUAUUUAGCUAGGUACCUAUUUAAUAGUUUAACUCGUAGCUGAAUAUUUCGGUAACAUUUUUCACGAAUACAAUUUUUGCUCUGAUUCUUAUUUUUUUGUGUAACGAAUUUUCUUUUCGAAUUAGUCAGAUACCUACCUAAUAAGUGCAUAAUUAAAAUGAAUACUUUUGUUCGUUCAUUUAAUUUCAAGUCGAUCUGUUUCAACAAAUUUGAAAAAAAUCGAAUAAUUCGAUUCCAAAAUUUCUACACGAAUGUGCCUUCCGUAACCACCACUUCCAGUCUCGCUGAAAGAAUCCUGACAGAACAACGGGAAAAUAUUCACAAAUGUAAAGAUGACUACUCAAAAUUCAGAUUAGCUCACAAUAUCGUUAAAAAGGUAUUAUCGGAUGAAAGCAUUUGUAUAGGAUCGUCAAUAGUGAGCGAAAGAAAUCAAGAAAUAAUAGAAUACAACGUCAAUGGUGGAAGACUCCAACGAAUGAAAAUAUUUUUAAACGUGUGCGAAAACCUUACACCGAAGCACAAACUCACUGAUGAAUACAUUUUGCGUUCUUGGAUUUUGGGUCAUCUCACUCAAGUGCUGCUGUCCUCCCUCUUAAUGAUAGACGAUGCUUUAGACAAAUCUGAUUUGAGAAGGAACAAAGUUACUUGGUACAGAACAGUUGGUUCAAUGGAAUUUUGCAGCCAUUCAUUAAUGUUAAACAGCGGUAUUCAAGUCAUUUUGAAGAACUUGUUCUCAAAACAAUCGUACUAUACACAAUGUAUCGAAAUUUUCAACGAAAUUCUUUGGAUCGCCGAAAGUUGUUUCGCAUUAGAGGCUAAAACUAUUGAUGUGCUAGGCGAGAACAAAAAAUACUGCUCUUGGAAGAUGUUCGAUACACUGAGCGUUGGAUUAAUGGCGACCACUGGAUUUCAACUGCCUGUAAUUGCAGCGAUGUGUAUGGCAGGUGUCAAAUAUGAUCACUUGAUGGAAGAUUUAGCUAAAAUAUUUGCUCCACUUGGUUGUUUGACAACGGCUGAAAAUGAUUACUACGAUGUAUUUGGUAAAAGUACUGGUAAAGUACUAUACGAAGAUAUCAAGCAUGGGAAAUUGACUUGGGUCCUCUUAACUUCUCUCGACAACUGCAACUCGGAUCAAAAGAAAAUAUUGCAAGAAUGCUACGGUAAAGAUAAUCCAGAAUGCAUUGACGCAGUUGUCCAAGUUUACCGGCAAUUAAAUUUGGAAGAAAGAUUUCUAAAAUAUAAAACCGACAUUUCUCGUCAUGUUACGAAUUUAAUAAAAAAUAUAGCAGAUGACCGCUUACAUGUACCGCUACUAAGUACAUUAUAUCAGGCAGAAAAUUGGUAUCGUGAUGUUUAGCCGAAUAUCAUAAAUCUGCUAUUACCUACAUAUAAUCUUACACUAUUUCAUAUGCUUUUAGAUAAUAAUCAUUAAGUACUAUGUAAAUCGUAAAAAUCACAAUACUGAGUACUGGAAAAGA
Molecule: messenger RNA, 1481 nt
Organism: Planococcus citri (citrus mealybug)
Lineage: Eukaryota; Metazoa; Arthropoda; Insecta; Hemiptera; Pseudococcidae
Product: farnesyl pyrophosphate synthase-like
Exons: 8
Coding region: 161-1360 (399 amino acids)
Biological process (GO): trans, trans-farnesyl diphosphate biosynthetic process
Cellular component (GO): cytoplasm
Molecular function (GO): (2E,6E)-farnesyl diphosphate synthase activity; dimethylallyltranstransferase activity
Source: RefSeq, a predicted model, not a curated record